AUGUCUGGUUGGCGAUCGAAAAUUUCGAAUAAAAAAUCCGAUAAUAAACAAAAUUCUCAAACGAAUAUAAAAUCUAUUCAAACAGAUUAUUCAACAAAUAUAUCUAUAUCAAAACCGAUAGAUACAAGAAAUUCUUUAAAUACAGCAAUAACAAUUGAAACUAGCCAUAAAAUUAUUCCAAAUGAUGAAACUUUACAAUUAUUAAAAAAUCAACAACAAACAUCAAUUACAAACGAUACAAAUAGCAUGAUAUCACAAACAUUACCAAAAUUUUUUCAUUUCGGUUCACCGUUAACAUCAUUAACAAAAAAAAACGAACAAGAAAUACCUAGUGUCCAUUCAUUCGAAACAUCGAUUGAACGAGAACAAAUACUUGAUCGAGAAUUUCAAUCACUUGAUAUUGAUGCAGAUGGUUAUGUAUCUAUAGCCGAUUUGCAAUCUGUAUUGAAAAAUUUUUCACAUAUAUGUAAUUCGAAUGAAAUCAUGUUACGUAUAUUUAAAGAACUUGAUAUUAAUGAUGAUAAAAGAAUAUCAAAACAAGAAUUUAAAUUAUAUAAAAAUAUUUUAUUAGAACGAGAAAAACGUUUUAAUCGAGCAUCAUUUGAAGAAAAAUUAAGCUCAAUAUUUGCUUUAUUUGAUCGUAAUCAAGAUAAUUAUAUAUCUCCUCAUGAAAUUCGUGAAACAAUGCAUAAUUUAGGUGAAAAUAUUGAUGAUAAUUUAAUUGAAGAAAUGAUGCAAACAGCUGAUAUAGAUCAUGAUGGUCGAAUAAGUCGAGAUGAAUUUGAAAAGCUUCUUAUUCAAUUACUUUCAAAAAAAUAA
Molecule: messenger RNA, 819 nt
Organism: Rotaria sp. Silwood1
Lineage: Eukaryota; Metazoa; Rotifera; Eurotatoria; Philodinida; Philodinidae
Source: the annotation of a GenBank genome assembly